Messenger RNA from Protopolystoma xenopodis, 382 nucleotides. NCBI's taxonomy places the organism in Eukaryota, Metazoa, Platyhelminthes, Monogenea, Polystomatidea, Polystomatidae. The record is from the annotation of a GenBank genome assembly.
CGCAAUUAAGUGGUGCCUAUUUAAAAUGCUUCGCAAACUCGUUAAUUUACGCAAUUACCUCCCGUUAAAUUGUCUCAAAAUCGGCAUUUCUGCUUUGCAAAAACAUUUGGUUAAUCAGAUACACAUGUUUGGCCCAAUUACCAUUGCUGAAUAUAUGCUAAAAGCCUUAACACAUCCAACAAUGGGCUAUUACACACGGAAGAAUGUACUUGGAAAAAAAGGUGAUUUCAUAACGUCUCCAGAAAUUAGUCAAAUAUUUGGGGAGUUGAUCGGGGUAUGGGUGUAUCACGAAUGGAGGGAGCAGAACUCUCCCGAGAAUAUUCAGAUAGUCGAGCUAGGCCCUGGACGGGGAACGCUAUUUUGUGAUGUUUUGAGAGUAUAA